AUGGCUAGGAUCCAGGAAUACGUUCAUGUUUUCCCUGACCUCGUCGAACCCGCCACUGCAUGUUAUAUGAUGGCGGCGAUUGCAGGCCUUGUUCUCAUGUAUCUUCUCCGCAAGAGAGAGCCAAGAAUUUAUUUGGUAGACUUUAGCUGUUACCAGCCACCAAAAUCUUAUAGGCUGACGACGUCCAUGUUCCUAGAGAACGUCCUUCUGGACGGCACAGACCCUGAGAGCGCAGCAUUCCAAAUCAAGAUCCUUGAGAAAUCCGGGUUCAGCGAGGAGACUAGCAUUCCUCCGUCUCUCGCUUGCUUGCCUAUCAAGAAAUCACUCCAAUUUGCGUUGGAAGAGGUCAAAGCAGUGAUGUUUGGUGCAGUUUCAGACUUGUUCAACAAGCACAACAUAAACCCUAGAGAAAUUGAUGUUCUGAUUUCUAACAGCAGCUUGUUUUGUCCCACACCGUCUCUCAGCACUUUGAUCAUCAACAAGUUCGGAAUGAGAAACAACAUCAGAAGCUUCCACUUAUCCGGGAUGGGAUGCAGCGCCGGACUUAUUGCAGUUGGUCUAGCCAAGGACUUGCUGAGGGUUCACGAGAACUCAUUGGCUUUGAUUGUCAGCACUGAGGGAUUGCAUCUGAAUUGGUACACCGGAAAAGUACCGUCCAUGUUGCUGACUAAUUGUUUGUUUCGGAUGGGAGGAGCGGCCGUGUUGAUGUCCAGUCGGAAUCAAGACAAGAGCAGGGCAAAGUAUGAGCUGCAGCAUCUUGUCAGAACAAACAAUGCACAAGAUGAUCAGUCUCAUGCCUGUGUGUUCCAGGAUAUAGAUCCCGAGAACAAACAGGGGAUUUCGAUAUCAAAGAACAUACUCCAUGUUGCCGGAGAUGCAUUGAAAGCAAACAUUGGUGCUCUGGGGCCAUUGGUUUUGCCACUUUCGGAGCAGUUUCGAUAUGGGGUUUCGAUACUCAGCCGAAAGGUAUGGAGUGGGAGGAGGAAGAUUCACGUACCGGAUUUUAAGAAAGCUUUCGAGCAUUUCUGCAUACAUGCUGGGGGGAGAGCGGUUAUACAAGGAAUAGAGAAAAACCUGGGGCUGAGAAAAGAAGACGUCGAGGCCUCAAAGAUGGCCCUGUACAGAUAUGGAAACACAUCGUCUUCAUCGAUAUGGUACGAGCUGAGUUACAUAGAAGCGAAAGGAAGGAUGAAGAAGGGCGAUCGGGUGUGGCAAAUUGGGUUCGGGAGCGGCUUCAAGUGUAACAGCGCGGUGUGGAAGUGUGUUUCCGAUGUGGGAGCUGAGAGUGCAAACGUGUGGAGAGAAAUAAUCCAUUCAUAUCCCAUGGAGGUUCCAAACUGAGAGAGUAUAUGCAACUUUAGUGUUUAAAGCUCAAAGGACC
This is a messenger RNA of Malus domestica (apple), 1381 nucleotides long. RefSeq names its product 3-ketoacyl-CoA synthase 7. Gene Ontology annotation, molecular function: acyltransferase activity, transferring groups other than amino-acyl groups. The record is from RefSeq and is a predicted model, not a curated record. Gene Ontology annotation, biological process: fatty acid biosynthetic process. Lineage: Eukaryota; Viridiplantae; Streptophyta; Magnoliopsida; Rosales; Rosaceae. Gene Ontology annotation, cellular component: membrane.